This is a messenger RNA of Amaranthus tricolor (Joseph's coat), 1591 nucleotides long. RefSeq names its product omega-hydroxypalmitate O-feruloyl transferase-like. NCBI's taxonomy places the organism in Eukaryota, Viridiplantae, Streptophyta, Magnoliopsida, Caryophyllales, Amaranthaceae. The record is from RefSeq and is a predicted model, not a curated record. Bases 50 to 1486 code for a protein of 478 amino acids. Gene Ontology annotation, molecular function: acyltransferase activity, transferring groups other than amino-acyl groups. The transcript has 5 exons.
GUUACUUACACAUUCUCUCUACUUCUCCACUCAAGGAAAGACAAUCAACAUGGUUCAAGAAAAUGGAGCAAAUCCAACGAUUAAACCAACUAAUGGACAUGUAUUUGAGGUUCAAGAAAAUGGAACAACCAAGUCAAUGAAAUUGUGCAAUGGAAAGGGUCAAGAAAAUAGAGCAAACAACGGGCAUACAUUUGAGCUAAAAGUGAAGCAAGUAGGUGAACCAACAAUUGUUCAACCUUUUAAGAAGACACCAAAAGGUUUAUACUUUCUAUCAAAUUUAGACCAAAAUAUAGCAGUAAGUGUGCGUACAAUUUAUUGCUUCAUGUCAAAAGAAGAAAAGGGAAAUGAGUUUGCUCCAAAAGUGUUAAAAGAUGCACUUUCUAAGGUGUUGGUUCAUUACUACCCAUUGGCUGGACGGCUAACUAUUAGCCCACAAGGGAAGCUCAUCAUCAACUGCGACGGAGAAACUGACGGCGCGGUGUUCGUUGAGGCGGAGGCUGAUUGUGACAUGGAUGAGAUUGGUGAUACUACUAAGCCUCAUCUUCUUACAAUUGGAAACCUCGUUUAUGAAUUCCCUGCUGCUAAAAACUUGCUUGAUAUUCCUCCUCUUAUUGCUCAGGUGACAAAAUUUAAGUGUGGAGGAUUCGCACUAGGGCUGUGCGUGAAUCAUUGCAUGUUUGAUGGAAUUGCAGCCAUGGAAUUCGUUAACUCAUGGGGUGAAAUUGCACGGGGUUUGACCCCAAACACUACCCCGUUUCUAGACCGAACAAUCCUAAAAGCACGCGACCCUCCAAAGGUGGAGUUCCAACACCAAGAAUUCGACGAAAUCCAAGACAUUUCUGGCAGUGUGCCCACCAAUCAAUACCGAGAGGAAAUGCAAUAUCGAUCCUUCUGCUUCGAAGCGAAACACUUGGAAAGGCUUAAGGCGAAGGCGAUACAAGACGGAAACCUAAAGAAAUGCACUUCGUUUGAAGCACUCUCUGCAUUUGUCUGGAGGGCAAGAACCAAAGCACUUCAAAUGAAACUAAAUCAAAAGACAAAGUUGUUGUUUGCAGUUGAUGGAAGAUCCAAAUUUAAGCCUACAUUACCAAAAGGGUAUUUUGGAAAUGGAAUUGUAUUAACUAAUUCAAUUUGUCAUGCCGGUGAGUUAAUCGAAAAUAAUCUCUGCUACGGAGUACACUUAGUCCAAAAUGCCAUUAAGAUGGUUACGGAUAAUUAUAUGAGGUCGGCUAUUGAUUACUUUGAAAUGACGAGGGCAAGACCAUCUUUAAGCUCCACUCUUUUGAUUACAACAUGGUCAAGACUGUCUUUCCAUACAACUGAUUUCGGAUGGGGAGAACCUGUUUUAACUGCCCCUGUUGCGUUACCUGAUAAACAAGCUGUUUUGUUUUUGGCUCAUGGAAAUGACACCAAAUCUAUCAAUGUGCUCGUAGGCUUGCCUGCUUUUGCCAUGGAAUCUUUUCAAGAACAAAUUAAAGAGAUCUAGUUUUUUUUUUUUUUUUUUUUUUUUUUUUUUGUCUAAUUUCAAUUAUCGAAAUUGUAUUUGAACUGGCCACUGGGGGGAUUAUGUACGAGUAUUUUGCUACAAUUU